AGCGUGACGAACUCGCCAACUUUGUAUCCAAGAACAAGCACCAAGAAACAAUGGUGGGCUCAUCCGCUUCUGCUGAGAGACAGCAAAUCGUUGAAACUCACAACUCGUACGGAGCUAAUCCAAGCAAUCUCUUGUUUGAGCCAGCAGCUAGCUCAUUAGGACCACUAACUUUUCAAACCAUCCAAACAUAACCACUAUCCGAAAUGGACAUAAUGCAAUUGACUGAAACAGCGGCAAGUGCGGUUGAAGAACUCAAGCGCCUGUUCUUUACUGAGGAAGCUUUUUGGGUUAAAUCGUCUAUCGAUGGAACUUAUGUGUUUGGUCAAGAGAGCUAUGAGAAGUUCCCGCAUGCGAUCAAACAUUUCACGAGCUUGAGUGGUCGCGUCGAGUCUUCCAAACAUGUCAUUGUGGUUUCUAUAGAAGCAACAAAUUUGAUCGAAAUAUUUGUAGAUUCGGAGAAAUGGAAAAAUCUCUUUCCAUCUAUCGUGAACAAGGCCACGGCGAUUCAUAUGCUUGGAUCCGAGCUUCUCAUAAAAGAAAACUGCAAUGUCUUGCAAGUGGUAAUGUGGAUAGAGCAUGUGGAAGUGAACCACAAACCCGAUACACAUCCGAUGUAUAGAGAGCUUUUAUGUGGCGGCUCAUCAGGGUAUGACGCUAAGCGUUGGAUCGUCACACUAGAGAGGAUGUGUGAGAGGAUGGCUCUCUCCUCCAUCUUAAGCAUUCCCGCUACUGACUGGAGCGAAGCUAUAAAGACAGAAGAAGGAAGAAGGAGUGUAAUGAAAUUAGGGGAAAGAAUGUUGAAGAACUUCAACAAAAUGUGGACCAUGUCCGAUAAAAUUGACUUUCCUCAACACUCGAAAUGUGGAGUCAGAAUCUCGCUCCGGGUGAACAAUGAGGCCCGUCAACCACACGUUUUAGUUGUCAGAGCUGCGACUUGUCUCUCAAUCCCUCGCACUCCUUUGCAAUGGGACGUUCUUUGCAAUGGAAACAGAGCCUCUGAGAUCGCUUGCGUUUUCACCGGCUCUAGUGAAACCAACCGCCCCACCGUUCUCCGGCCUCGGAAAACAGAGAACAAUGGCAUAUCUAUGCCACAAUUCUCACUUAAGGAUGACAUGGUGAUGCUACAAGACUGUUACAUGGAUGCACUAGGAGGCGUGAUAGCGUACGCUCCUCUCGACUUGACGGCAAUGAAUAUCUCUGCCUCCGGCAAAGUUGACCUGCCAGAAUUCCAAUCCUUCCAUCUGAUCCUUGUCUCUGAUGAAAUCGACAGGCCGAAAGAAGUGAAUGAGAAGUUAGUGGCCAUAGUGAGUGUUUUGGUGAGCUCCACUAUUCGAAGGAUCAUGCUCUUGCUCAAUUGUCCUGAUCAUGCUUGA
Messenger RNA from Thlaspi arvense, 1373 nucleotides. The record is from the annotation of a GenBank genome assembly. NCBI's taxonomy places the organism in Eukaryota, Viridiplantae, Streptophyta, Magnoliopsida, Brassicales, Brassicaceae.